Messenger RNA from Microthlaspi erraticum, 1038 nucleotides. The record is from the annotation of a GenBank genome assembly. Lineage: Eukaryota; Viridiplantae; Streptophyta; Magnoliopsida; Brassicales; Brassicaceae.
AUGACAUGCUUAGAUGAGUUACAUGGCUCUUGCAUCUUCUCUAAGAUUGAUCUUAAGAGUGGUUAUCACCAAAUCCGGAUGAAGGAAGGUGAUGAGUGGAAAACCGCCUUUAAAACCAAGCAUGGUCUAUAUGAGUGGCUUGUGAUGCCAUUUGGCUUGACCAAUGCGCCAAGUACUUUCAUGCGGUUGAUGAAUCAUGUCUUAGGUUUUGUGGUGAGUGCAGAUGGCGUACAGGUUGAUGAAGAGAAGGUCGCAGCUAUCCGGGAUUGGCCUAGUCCUAAGACCGUUGGAGAGUCAGAAGCUUUCAUGGCUUGGCCGGAUUCUAUCGGCGGAAUCGGAAUAGGAGCUGUUCUCAUGCAAGACAAGAAGCCGAUUGCCUACUUCAGUGAGAAACUUGGAGGAGCCACUCUCAAUUAUCCAACCUAUGAUAAAGGAGCUCUAUGCGCUGGCCAACAGAAGCUCAACAAGAGGCAUGCUCGCUGGGCCGAGUUCAUAGAAACCUUUCCCUAUGUGAUCAAGUACAAGAAAGGUAAGGACAAUGUCGUGGCCGACGCAUUGUCUAGACGGUAUACACUUCUCUCUACUCUUGAUGCCAAACUCUUAGGCUUUGAGCAAAUUAAAGAACUAUAUGCUUCUGAUGCUGAUUUUUCUGAUAUUUAUCAAGCUUGUUCUAAGUUUGCUUCUGGUCGCUAUGUGAGACAGGAUGGGUUUCUCUUUUAUGAGAACCGCCUUUGUGUGCCUAAUUGUUCUUUGAGGGACUUGUUUGUCAGGGAAGCACAUGGAGGAGGACUUAUGGGACAUUUUGGAGUUACCAAGACUAUACAGAUCAUGAGAGAUCAUUUCCAUUGGCCACAUAUGAUUAGAGAUGUGGAGCGCAUAUGUGCUCGCUGCACCACUUGUAAGUUGGCCAAAUCCAAGGUCCAACCCCACGGUUUGUAUACUCCUCUCCCUAUUCCAUCACAACCUUGGACUGAUGUUUCCAUGGACUUUGUUCUUGGUUUACCCAGAACUAGACAUGGAAAGGAUUCCAUUUUGUGA